UGAUUUUUCACAGAUUUAUUGCAAAAACAUUAUUUUAUCUUCAUUUUCUUCUUUGCACUGCAGAACCGUGCGUAGUUGGUCAUCGUAUUUUUCAAAGCUACCAUUAUCAACAAAGGAAAAUACCAAUUGUUUGUACUUAAUGAGCGGGUUAUCCUUGAGGUAUAUCAAAGUAAACAACUGAGUACCUACGUAGAUCAUGGCUAGGAUGGAGUUGUUGCAAACUGUGACCGGUCACAAAGGGAUAGUGUGGAAUGUAUCAUGGCACCCUCUUGGUAAAAUGUUUGCUUCAUGUGGAGAAGACAAGACCAUCAAACUGUGGAGUAAAGAAGGGCAAGAAUGGGCCAUCAAGACAGUUCUCGUGGACGGCCACCAACGGACCAUUAGAGAAGUAGCAUGGUCACCUUGUGGAAACUUCCUCGCUUCAGGCAGCUUUGAUGCAACCACAGCCAUUUGGGACAAGAAAAGUGGUCAGUUUGAAUGCAAUGCUACAUUGGAAGGACAUGAGAAUGAAGUAAAAGGUGUGGCGUGGUCACAAUCAGGGCAGCUGCUGGCAACUUGCGGGCGAGACAAAUCUGUGUGGGUGUGGGAGGUUGCAGGGGAUGACGAAUAUGAAUGUGCUUCUGUUCUCAAUGCCCACAAUCAAGAUGUCAAAAAAGUGGCAUGGCACCCAACUCUAGACAUCCUGGCUUCGGCAUCUUAUGACAACACUGUAAAGCUCUACAAGGAAGAUCCUGUUGAUAAUGACUGGUCAUGUGUAGCAACUUUGCACUCACAUGAGUCUACUGUGUGGAGCUUAGCCUUUGAUAAAACUGGAGAGAGACUGGCCACCUGCAGUGAUGACAGAACUGUUAAAAUAUGGAAGGAAUAUAAACCUGACAAUCAGGAGGGAGUGAUGGUUGCAGACCGAGAUUCUGUAUGGAAAUGUGUUUGCACACUCUCCGGGUAUCAUUCGAGAUGUGUGUAUGACAUAGCUUGGUGCCAUAAGACUGGGUUGAUAGCCACUGCUUGUGGUGAUGACAUCAUUAGAAUAUUUAAGGAGGCUCAGGACUCUGACCCUAAUGCUCCAACAUUUGAUUUGAUUUGCACAAAACUGAAUGCCCAUGCUCAAGAUGUAAAUUGUGUUGCAUGGAAUCCUACCGGGAACCAAGAACUGCUUUCUUGUAGUGAUGAUGGUGAAAUAAGAAUAUGGAAGAUUUCUGACUAGGGGCACAAGUGUUGUUUAGUUUUAAGGUCAAAUUUGUACUAUACUGUAUACAUUUUAGAAUAUUAUGUAUAUCCACUUAGAAUAAGAUGUUACUAGUUGAUUUUAUUAAUCAAUCCUACUUCAUUGAUCUUAAAUGAUUUAUUUGUUUGUAUAACGGUGAGAUAAUGG
Molecule: messenger RNA, 1372 nt
Organism: Cydia amplana
Lineage: Eukaryota; Metazoa; Arthropoda; Insecta; Lepidoptera; Tortricidae
Gene: Ciao1
Product: probable cytosolic iron-sulfur protein assembly protein Ciao1
Exons: 4
Coding region: 197-1204 (335 amino acids)
Biological process (GO): iron-sulfur cluster assembly
Cellular component (GO): cytoplasm; cytosolic [4Fe-4S] assembly targeting complex; mitochondrion
Molecular function (GO): protein binding
Source: RefSeq, a predicted model, not a curated record